CAAUUAUUGUGCGGUAAUUAAAGAAAAUACAAUUUUUGGAUCCAUAGUUAUUUUGUUACGUUAAAAAAAAAAUUGCUCGUGUUUCGCUCGGAAGUGUGUUUUAUUCUGACGCCGUGUCACUUGUCGUACAUUAACCUAAACCCAUUUUACCCACACUAAUGAGAAUCAUCCGACGCCGACCACCCACAUCAGUGCCGCAGAACGGUUAAAAGUUAAAAAAAUUAGGUCCAAUUCCGAGUUAUUGUUAGUGAAAUUCCACUCGAAUUCCGCGCGCGUGUUCUGAUUUCGACUGUUUGAUGGUUAUACACGGAGCCGCCACGGGAAUCGCUCCAGCCGACAUUCAUCGGACCACUGAAUCGUUAUUCAAUACCGGUAAUGGCAGAGUGAUCGGUGCCCCGCUACGCAUGCGCCGUCCAGAAGACCAAUCGCCGAGCGCUGCUAGUGCCGGACUCAUGAUGGAGGUGUGGGCUUCAGUUGCAUCGUGGUUUCUGCGGCCUGAGAUGGCCGGAGCCAGCGUGCCGCCGAUCGUACCGCAACCACCCCCAAUGCCCAUCCGACCUUCCCGGACGUCUUCGGAUCCUCCGCAAAUGGCCAUGCCUCCAACAAUAUGCACUGCCAUCAGAUGUACGGUACCAGGAUGUGUGUGCGAUUGUUUUACGCCUGGCAAACUUCACAUACGAUUCUGCGACGCAUGCGGUCACGGAUGGGUCCCACACGCUCUUGACAAACUGGGAUUCGGUGGAGCUUCCUUGGGAAAUGGAGCUGUGGAGCCUAUCCAACCAAACGUUGCUUUCGACAUCGCUAGUCUAGUGCUAUACGGCUGUCAGGCACUCCCGAUUAGACUUAAGAUCUUGUUAGACCGAUUGUUCAGCGUUCUCCGUCAAGACGAAGUGUCAGCCGUGCUCAGAGGGUUUGGUUGGACGCAUGAAGAUUACGCCAGGGGUUAUAUACUUCAGGAACCACUUGGUGGUGGAAUUUUGGAACGUUGGAACAUAUGUAGCCCGGAAGAAGAACCACUCGUGCUGCAACAGUUUUUGAGAUUCGGUGAAACCCGAGCAGUUACACAGCAAUUGUUGUUGCACGGUUUAGGUGCUGAUUUUCGAGCCUUACCUGCCUUAGAGACUGACAUGAAACGAUUAAUGGAACGCCAAAAACAGCAAUUGAACAAUGACCAUAAGUCCGGAUUCGACAUUAAUAAGUUCCGGACACGGACACCUCCCCCGCAAUCAAUACCAUUAUUGCCGCUACCACUGCCGCAACUUACACCACGUCUUCAAUUAGGCAGUUCACCACCAUCACCACCAAAACCAGUGUUUGGAUUUGCCAAGCCACCCGGUGGACUCCCGAUGCUGCAGCCUCCACCAGUUGGCAAUAAUGCUUGUAAUGGAGCAGGUUCGCCACCGGUCGGUAGCCCUACCAGCAGUGUAUCACCACUUAACAAGUUACAGAACAUGCAACCAUUUGACUUCCGAAAGAUGCAGUCGGCUGCAUCUGGGUUUAGUGGUAGCAAGCCUUUACAGGUCCCAUCAGGCCGACGGUCAAACAACUCAUCGACUGACUUAUUGCCACCACCUCCGCGCCCAAGCCAGCAACAGCAACAGCAACAGCAGCAACAGCAGCAACAACAGCAACAACAACAGCAGCAACAACAGCAACAACAACAAAACGAUUUCAAUAACAAGUACGGUCCACCCGAUAGCUUAGCUGGUAGUAGUGAUUUCGGCUCUGACGAUGGUGAUGAAGAGGAAGAAAACUCACAGAGCGCAUUGAACCUUAGCAAAGACAGCGCUCCGAAAGCGUUACGUCCGCACCGGGGCCACGUUCGCAAGACUCAACAGCCAUUAAAAAGACAGUGGGGAUCAGCUGGAUUGCCGUUAAAUUUAGGUACUCAACUCAUUAACCCGGCUACUGGAAAAAAACGCGUGCAAUGCAACGUUUGCCUGAAAACGUUUUGCGACAAAGGAGCGCUGAAAAUUCACUUUUCUGCCGUCCAUUUGCGUGAGAUGCACAAGUGCACCGUAGAAGGGUGCAACAUGAUGUUUAGUUCUAGACGUUCUCGAAAUCGGCAUAGCGCUAACCCUAAUCCUAAACUUCACUCACCACACUUACGUCGAAAAAUAUCACCACACGACGGGCGCAGCUCACAAGCCCACCACCCGAUGGUUAUAACACCACUACAGGCGUCUGCUAUGAAUCAACUGGCGUUUGGAGCGUUCCCACUAUUGACCGGUGGUACUGAUUUGAGAGCUACCGGAUCAAAACACAGUUCUGCGUCAGGUCUACACCUGGCCGAAGAACUACGCCGCUCGGCAGAAUUUUCAUCGGACAAUAUGGACGAGUACAUGGACGACGAAGAAGACGGCAUCGUUGUAGAUGGUAACGCAGUGGACGACGAUGAAGAUGACUCAGAGCACCGAAGCGACCGAAGCUGUAAGCGAAUGUCUGAAGAUUCCGAAGACGACGGUGGUAGCACCGCUGCCGAAUCGCAGAACAAUCAUCACCAUUUAAACAAUAAUAAUAAUAUAAACAAUGACAACAACAACGAUCGACCACCAAUAGUAGCCAUCAAGAACGUACACAAACGAAAGAGCAUGAACCCUACAAGGUUCGCGGCCGCAGCUGACCUCAGCGAUGAAGGCAUGUCUUGCGCAGACGAUUAUGGUUCGGUCGCGUCACCCAAGGAUAACAACAACGAAGUAACUCCCGCCAUAUGCAAAUUGGAACCUAAUCUAACUGACGAAGAUGACGGUUGCUUAAACUUGAGCAGGAAACGGUCAUCACCCAGUCCCGUAACGGCAACUGGCGGUGGUGACGGUGAUAGGAGUGGCAGGCAAUCGGUGGCAGAAGGAGUAGGUGGUGGUUCGAGAGACUCGCUACUAUCCGAAGAAGACGACGGGCUGUUGGAAGAAGACGAGGACUUGGAUGACGACGUGGAUGAUGACUUAGACUUGGACGACGACUUGGAUGAGGAUGCGGACGACUUGGACGAGUGCGACUCGGAUAGCGACGGCAACCAUCGGGUAUAUGGCGUAUUCGAAAACGGCCGGUUUGUGGCCACGGACGACGUGCCUGUGGACAAAGAAAAUCCAUGUACCUGCACGGCGUGUGGCAAAACGUUUCCUAACCACUUCGGUGUCAAGUCCCAUUACCAGCGCGUACAUUUGAAAUUAAUGCAUAAGUGUGUAGUCGACGGCUGCAAUGCGACGUUUCCAUCCAAACGGAGCCGGGACCGACACAGUUCCAACCUAAACCUGCACCGGAAAUUGUUGUCCACUUCGUCACCGUUAUCGUCAACAGUGGAACCACCUCGUCAACAGUCUCACCAGCGUCAACCCCCAUUGUUGUCGUCAUCGCAACAAUCAGUCCAGAAGCAACUCCAACAGCCUUCGGUUUCGCUGCCACCACCCACACCGUCGUCGCAGCAUCAUCCACAACAGACCCAUCCAGCGCCCGUGCCUGCAGUCAGUAGCGCCGCCGCCACUGCGGCUAACAUCAUGGCGGCUGCUGCUGAUAACCCGUAUGGCAUGCAUGCUGAGUUCUUGGCCCGUUUGUACGCCGAUUCACAACAACAAUUCCAGGCGUUCGCCGGUGGCAAUGGACUGAUGCAAGUUCCGCCACAGUUCGCCGGUGGCACGUCUGUUGGCUCGCCGUUCAGACACUUACCCGCCGCUGCAGCGGCGAUGGCGAUGGCGGCUGCGUCCGCAGCCAACGGCUGUGGCAACGUGACAUCACCACCGUCCACCACCCGGCUAGUGUACUCGGCCGACGAGGAUCUGCCAGCAACACCCGACAAGGAGAACGGAAGCAUGUACGCAUGUCGGUUCUGCAGCAAAUCAUUCCCAGACAAGAACGGCAUGCGUGAGCAUUAUGAACAGCUGCACAUGCACGAAAUGCACAGGUGCAAGAUGCCCGGGUGCGGUAUGGUGUUCAGCUCUCGAACCAGGCGGAACGCUCACGCGGAGAACAGCCACCAGCAGCAACCGUCCCUGUCUGCUGGCGCGCAGGCAGCCACGUCGUGACCUCGACCCGCGCCUCACCACCAGCGAUUUCCCGUACCGCCGCCCUGGUGGUGGUAGAUGCCGCACAAACGUGGUGUAAACUAUAUAAUAUUAUUAUAAUAUCAUACCAGGUUGAUGUGGUAUGAUACGUUUUCAUUACGAUACUCUUAUAAUCAGUCCUCGCCUGUCGCUCGUCUUCCCCUUUCAUUCACCAUCCACUACUAUUUAUAUUAUAUCCGAUCACUUUUAUAAAGUGUUUAAGAAUUUAAUUGUAAAGUCCACGUAGCAAUCUUUUUUAUUUCGUUCUGGUGCUCAAGUCAAACAUUUAACAUCAUCAUCAUCAUCAUCGUCACUGUAUGUACAAUAUAGUUAUUAAUUAAUAAUAUGCGUGUAUUCCAUAAUAUAAGUACUCAAUUAUUAUACUACUCAUAUAUGCGACUCGACUUACGAUUAUAUAAUGUGAUCCCGCCACCCUCAACCCCUACAGUUUUUACGAAGCGAAUUUUUAUUAUGUAAACUUUAUUAAGAUUAUUACAUAUACGUAUACGAUGUAUGAAAAUAUGUGAUUCAU
Molecule: messenger RNA, 4569 nt
Organism: Melanaphis sacchari
Lineage: Eukaryota; Metazoa; Arthropoda; Insecta; Hemiptera; Aphididae
Product: zinc finger protein basonuclin-2-like
Exons: 6
Coding region: 297-4019 (1240 amino acids)
Biological process (GO): regulation of DNA-templated transcription
Cellular component (GO): nucleus
Source: RefSeq, a predicted model, not a curated record